UCCCCUGUUGCCGAGCGACAGAGGAAGCUUCGCCAUCGUCCCAGCUUUGCAAAACAGCUUGCUAACCCACUUCUAAACCUGUUUUCUUCUCGGCCAACGCAAUGGAGGUGACGAUGGACCCUUUGUUUCUCGCGUGGAGCUAUUCCAGGAGGCGGAAACUCCAACAGUGUUCAGAUAUUUGUACAAAAAUAUUACAAGACAACCCAUAUGACCAGGCUGCAUGGAGCUUGAAAACUCGUGCUCUGACAGAGAUGGUAUACAUAGAUGAAAUUGAGGUUGACCAGGAGGGGAUUGCUGAGAUGAUGCUGGAUGAGAGCUCUAUUGCUCAAGUUGCGCGCCCUGGAACGUCACUGAGGCUCCCUGGAACAAGUCAGGGUGGAGGGCCCACACCAGCCGUCAGGCCUAUGACACAAUCAGGGCGUCCUAUCACAGGAUUUGUGAGACCAAGCACACAGUCUGGGCGUCCUGGGACAAUGGAGCAGGCCAUCAAAACUCCCCGCACUGCAAGCACUGCUCGGCCUGUCACUAGUGCUUCUGGUAGAUUCAUCCGUCUGGGAACAGCUUCAAUGCUAACCAAUCCCGAAGGACCAUUUAUUAACUUGUCAAGAUUAAAUCUGGCCAAGUACUCCCAAAAGCCCAGUUUAUCCAGGACACUGUUUGAGUACAUCUUCCAUCAUGAAAACGAUGUAAAAAAUGCUCUAGAUUUGGCCGCUCAAGCUACUGAACAUGCUCAGUUCAAAGACUGGUGGUGGAAAGUUCAGCUGGGAAAAUGUUACUACAGGCUUGGUUUAUAUCGAGAAGCAGAAAAACAGUUUCGAUCAGCUCUCAACCACCAAGAGGUGGUGGAUACAUAUCUCUACCUGUCAAAGGUUUACCAGCGCCUUGAUCAACCAAUAACAGCACUCAACCUUUUCAAGCAAGGCCUGGACCAUUUUCCUGGUGAAGUCACCCUUCUAACAGGAAUAGCUCGCAUUCAUGAGGAGAUGAACAACAUUUCAUCAGCCACAGAGUACUACAAAGAUGUCCUCAAGCAGGACAACACUCACGUGGAGGCUAUAGCCUGUAUAGGCAGCAAUCACUUCUAUACUGAUCAGCCAGAGAUCGCCCUGAGGUUCUACAGACGGCUACUCCAGAUGGGGGUGUAUAACUGCCAGCUGUACAACAACCUGGGCCUGUGCUGCUUCUAUGCCCAGCAGUAUGACAUGACUCUGUCCUCAUUUGAGAGGGCUCUGGCCCUGGUGGACAAUGAUGAAGAGAUGGCCGAUGUCUGGUACAACAUAGGGCACGUUGCUGUGGGCAUAGGGGACCUGACACUGGCCUAUCAGUGUUUUAAACUAGCUUUGGCUUUUAACAAUGACCAUGCUGAGGCCUACAACAACUUGGCUGUGCUGGAGCUGCGCAAAGGUCGUAUUGAACAGUCUAAAGCCUUCCUACAGACCGCUGCAUCACUGGCUCCUCACAUGUAUGAGCCACACUUCAAUCUUUCGAUUCUUUCUGAAAAGAUUGGAGACGUUCAGAGUAGCUACACUGCAGCACAAAAGUCUGAGGAUGCUUUUCCUGAGCACGUUGACACUCAGCAGCUUCUCAAGCAACUUCGGCAGCACUUUGCGGUGCUGUGAGCGUCCGACCAGUGUGCUGAGGAAGAAGGGUUUGAUUUGAUCUAAUUGCCAGUUACUAGGUAUACCAUAUGUUAUAGGUAAAGUUUAAAAGAAAGGAUUUGAUUGAUGUGAUUGACCUCAUCAGCAUGUCUGUGAUACAUAAUGAUAUAUGAUGUAUACCACACAUCAUGCAUCAUAUGACUUGUAGGAAUGUACAAUUCAUGUGAAGGUGGGUAUUUUCCUGAUAAACUGGUAAACUAGUGUACAAAUCUGUGUAAUAGUAAUACAUAUGUACAUAGUUAUGGUAAAGAUUUAAUUUAUUACAGUAAAAUAAUCAACCUACAUUUUAUAGCUCAUUUCAUAAAUUAUAUGUAUUUUUCAUAUUUGAACCUUCCUUGCCAUUUUGUAGUUUCAACAAAUAUCGACAUGACAAUAAAAGGUUACAGUUCAGAAGA
This is a messenger RNA of Seriola aureovittata, 2053 nucleotides long. RefSeq names its product tetratricopeptide repeat domain 8 (gene ttc8). The record is from RefSeq and is a predicted model, not a curated record. The transcript is spliced from 14 exons. Gene Ontology annotation, biological process: non-motile cilium assembly. Gene Ontology annotation, molecular function: protein binding. Bases 102 to 1619 code for a protein of 505 amino acids. NCBI's taxonomy places the organism in Eukaryota, Metazoa, Chordata, Actinopteri, Carangiformes, Carangidae. Gene Ontology annotation, cellular component: non-motile cilium; BBSome; ciliary basal body.